Messenger RNA from Cylicocyclus nassatus, 3350 nucleotides. Lineage: Eukaryota; Metazoa; Nematoda; Chromadorea; Rhabditida; Strongylidae. The record is from the annotation of a GenBank genome assembly.
CGCUGUGAUGCCAAAUUGCCGAUGACAUGAGCAACGUAGAAGUGGAAGCACGUCUGCCUGCCCCCCGAACCUACAGCCUCAUCGAGGACAUGAAGUCUUUCAGUAACGGAAUGAUCUCGUUGAAGGAGCGCCUAGCAGCACUGAAUAAGAGCGCACAAAAUUGGCAUACGCGAGUGAAGAAGGACGAAGUGGUCUUGAAACGGAGCUCAUCUGCGGUUAGUUCUCGUUUGUCUCCGCGAGCGAAACUCGGCAAAGAAAAUGAGGCCGAAGAUGUGGAUCCACAUGCAGCUGUUGCUCCGAUGUCCAAGCAAAGCCUCAUGCUCAGCCUGGACAAAGGCUUGGACUCGUUUUUCCCAAGAACCGCUGUACUGCACGAGUCGAUUGCAAAAAAUGGCGAGAUCGAUCUGAACUCGAUUGAGCGGACCGAUAUACUGGACACUCCCAAGCGGCCUCGUUUGAAAAAACCUGGAAAUCAAAAGCGACGAUUGGUUGUUACAGAACGAUUGGCAACGCUAGACACCUCAAAUAUCAAAAUUGAGGAGGAUCCACGUGAUGCUCUAGUCACACCUGUGAUAGUGGACGAGGGUGGCCCUAUUGCUACAAGUGCACGCCAGGGUUUACAGGCUGUAGAAGAUUAUACUUCUGUGAAAAGCGCUCUAAAACAUGCAGAUAUGAAAUCUCCCUAUCCUCCAGUGAUGCUUAUUCGGGUCGCUGGUGAGAAACGAGUGGAUGUAAGAUUGGUGGCACCAAUAGCAUCGUCCAUCCAUCAAAAUGCUGUUUUUAUCGUGGUGACACCGAAUAGGUUGUAUAAAUAUGAGGGGGAGCACAGCAAUAUUUUGGAAAAGACCAAGGCUACCCAAAUCUGUAUCCACAUCACAACAAAAGCAGACUUGUUCUGUUCUGCGGUAAAGGCUGAGGAGUCAUCAGGAUCAUCUCCAUCCUUUCUCUCCUUGCUCGGUCCAGGUAAAAUCGACAUGACCACAGAGCGGAAUGUAGUCGAACCGUUCGAGAACGUCAUAGCAAAGAGCAACUUAGUCUUGCGAGUCACAGACGACUACAAGUUGCAGUCCGUUGCCAAAGGAGAACAUCCUCGAUUUGGUUUUUUGCAGGCGAAUGAGACUCUAAUAUUCGAUUUUGGAUCUGAAAUCUAUGUUUGGAGUGGAAGAAAUGCGCGAAAAACUACUGGACGCUAUGCGGUAGAGUAUGCUCAGCAACUAAAGACCAAAAGAGUUACCUCGGAUGUUUCGCUGUUUGGGACAGAACUGGGAGACGGUCGUGCACCAUGGGUACUGUAUCUACGGGUUUUCCAAGGAGUGCAGAACUGUCUCUUUGCUGCGAAAUUUCCUGAUUGGCAAAGUAGCGAAAUGAAGAUCUACAGUACUCCAAGGGUUUAUCGGAAGGAUAUUCCACUUCAAUGUGCGGAUGAGAAGUUGGAAGCUCGUCUACUAGCUGACGUUCUUCGAGGUUCACAUCACCCAGAACCUUCAGAAACAAUAGAAGAUCAAGAACUAACGAGAGAAAUGAAGAAUGUGGUCACGGAGGGCAUGACGUUUUGGCAAUUGAUAGGAGAAGAAUUGGAACAAAUUGAGCGGACGAACGUUUUUGUAGACGAUUGUUGUUAUGUGAUACGAUGGCAGUACAGGAUUCAGAUCUCAGGUGUGCGUCGACUACGCUCCGGUCAAGUAUCAGAAAAAGAAACUGGCAGAGAACGAGUGGCAUUUUUCUAUUGGCUCGGUGCCAAAACAUCAGCGAAACAACAAGGUCUUUGUGCUGUGAGACUUGCUCAUAUGGACAAGGAGAAACAUCAACACAUUCGGGUUGCUCAGCUAUCCGAACCACCUUUGUUUUUGUGGCUGUUUGGAGGCACUUUUAUCAGUCGGCACUCCUCGCCCCCUUCCUCCUUUCGCACUUUCGUCGUUGGAGGAUGUUCCAGAGCUGAAUGCUAUGCGAAUGAAGUUGACUCAACGCAGCCCCUUCGAUCUCAUGCCGUCUAUAUUCGACUUAGCCAAGAUUACAUUCGAGUUGUUGCAGGAACCGAUGUAGAUCAGACUUCCGUAAAAAAUGGGCUGCUGCUUGCUGAGGCUAUGCUGAAGGCACGAAAGGGGUUUGAUCUGAAGGAGUCUGCCCAAAUAGAACAUCAGGUCCAAGGCGAUGACCGAACAAUCCCCUGGAUCCGCGCUGUAGGCCGUACGAAAACUCCCAGACUCUAUCGAAUCUACGAACUUGAAGGCUCUGAACUGCUCAGCGCCCAAUACCACGACCAUUGUCCCUUCCCGGCUAUUCAAUCCGUGCUUGUGGAUACAGUUCUCGUGGAUGCGGGAGAUCGUCUGUGGGUUUGGAACGAGCGCAUUCCGACGACGUUCGCUUUGCGGGUGGCUGAGUUCUUCUGGAAGGAUCGGCUUGGGGGAGUUACGGUAAUUGGGAAGGGCAAGGAGCCGGACGAGUUUAUCGCCUUGUUUGCUGAGUGGAAUGAAUGGCCAGAGGGUUUUGAUGUGCAGUCGCCUCCCAGACCUUUGAGAGAAAUCUUAGCCGAACGAACGCAGACCUUCGAUGUAGAAGCCCUGCGUUCCCGAAAAUCACUUCCCGAAGGAAUUGACACGAAAAAUCUCCUACAGUACCUCAGCUCAGAAGAUUUUCGUAGCGUUUUUGCCAUGUCCGAAGAGGAAUUUGCCAAACUUCCUGCCUGGAAACAGAUCCGUUUGAAAAAAGAAGCCGGCUUGUUUUGAGGACAACAACUUCUGUUAUAUAUGUUCAUAGAUAUUUAUCACGACUAACUGGUGGCUUCGAUCUUAUAGUUUUUUAUUUUGCACAGAUUUGCACAUAUUUUUCGAUGUUGGGGACCAGUUCUCGCUAUGCAAAAUUUCGUUCUUGGUUACAUUUCAAAGGAUUUUUGUCGGUACCGCUCGAAUACAAGGGUUAGGAAUACAGAAUUAAUUUUCUCCACAUUUUAUGUUAGCGAAAACUGGUUCCUGUACUACCCACAUCCUGCUAACAAGGUCUCCAUGGGUCCACAGCCUACGCCAUAGAUUAUUCUCACUCAUAUUAUACAUUUUGCUGCCACUGCACAAUUUCUAACCAAAAUUGGCUUUGAUGGUAAUGGUGGUUAAUCUUCGCCCGUCAUUUUUAGUACCUCGAAAUUGCAGAUUAUCAGUCUACAAAAAUUUUUACCUAUGAAUAUUGCCAUAAAUGCUUAUGCAGCUCUCUGGUUGUGAACUUUAUUAUAUUUGUAUUAGCUUAGCUAUUGUGGAAAUGUUGCUUAUGUUGUCAGGUAUUUUGGAAAUCGACUUAGAGUUGGUAAAGCUGUAAAUAUAUGUUUUAACAAGAGAUGUGUGAUUUUGUGGAAAGGAGAA